Molecule: messenger RNA, 4215 nt
Organism: Danio rerio (zebrafish)
Lineage: Eukaryota; Metazoa; Chordata; Actinopteri; Cypriniformes; Danionidae
Source: RefSeq, a predicted model, not a curated record
GUACUAGAGAACUAGUGAACUCAAAACUGAGUCCCUGCACACUUCAUCUUGCUCUCGAGGAAGUAUACAGUAAAUACAUUUGCUCAUCUGAAAACUGAUUUUUGUAUGGAUAUUAUGAUGGUCGGCUGUGCACAUGACUGCAGUCACUGACAGUUAAUGCGUCCUUGGACCCAACCGUGCAUGAAGUUCAAGACCCAACCCAGUGCUCUCUAUUACAUCUGGCUCUGCUUCAGAACUGGCCCCAGAACAGAACAAAUAAACACGUAUGAAGUCUGACUGACUACAAAAUGGUGUCUACAUGUUUUAAAAAAACAAAAUCAAACUCGAGAGAUGUCUAGCUUAUUAAACCCUAAAACGUGCAGGAAUCAGCACAAUCAACAAAGGAAAUUCCUUGGCAGCGGGAAUAUGUGUCUGGAGACUCGCGAGCUUCCUCUCCUCAGUGUUUAAAAACUCCUUUCCUCCCAAAUUCAAGGGUAGGAUUACAACUACUUGCACUCGCGGGCGGAGCUGACGCGCUUCUCCACCAAUAGGAGCGCUCGACAGCCACCAUAAUGUUCAACUGACUCCCUGAUUCAACCAUGGAGGACGCAGUGCCCUCUGAGGAUGCUGAACCUCUGACUGCAUCCUCCAAAAACACAGACAUCCAUGAUGCGGAGCCAGAGGAUGGGCGUCCUUCCAGCACUAGCCCGGAGCCUGGCUCCACAUCCUUUCCCUCUAAUCAGCAAACUCAUGGCUCUGCCGUAUCAGCCCUGCAGUCCAAAGUCAAGGCCCUCUCAGAACGCAAAGUUGUCUGGAAAGAACCUGGAAGCAAGAACCAGGACAAGUGGGUGGUUCCUGGGACCUUCAUGCUGGGAUACGCCCUCACAGAUGCUUGGGGCUCCAGCAGCAGCGAUGAAGACGGUGAACCUCGCAAACCCUUGAUGUUCCUCACCCGAGACUCCAAUCCAGAACUUGAAUAUGAUCCCAUCUCUUCUGAAGCCUUCCUGGCAGUUCCCCGUGGCCUUGGAGAAGGAGCGAGUCUGGAGAACCUCUCGAAUGAUGCUUGCGGAGCACAAGAUGACUCUUCAACAUCCCAUAAACCUUGGAUGCCACCAAAGUAUUUCUGGAGGUCCAUUAGACAAGAGAAGUCGGUUCCAAAUGGAGAUGUUCCGGUGGGGAAAGAUGGAGGAAGCUUACCUUGGGCUGGUGGAGCCAAAAUGCAAAAGUUUCCAAGGGAACUUCAAAGGUCUGACAGUCUGGAGAGUCACCUGCGCAAGUACAAUCAUGGUGAGGUGGGACAGAGUGGACUGUGGAGAGCCGACAGCUUGGAGAGCAUGUGCAGCAAUGGAAGCUCCCUGUCUCUGGCCGAGAGAGUCGAGAUGAACCGUGGACUUCUUAAACAGAUGCUGCAGAAAGCCCAGAACAAAGAUCACAUACCAGGACAGAGGCUCGAGGACCAGGCACACAUUGGUGGUAAAGGGAUCAGUGGCUUGAAUGACAGUGAUUGGGAUUCUGGGAUAUCGUUGCAAGGUAGUGAACACAGCCAAAGGGCCUUUGUGUUGGGCGACGACCUUCCGCUGAGCCCUCGCCACGAGCAGGCCAAACGACUGCUGGAGAGAGCGCGUAUGAAGGCCCGGUCCAACCCUCUCAAAGCCGACCACACCAUCCUACCCGUCCAGAGGGACAACCCGGAGUUGCUCUCCUGGGUUGGUGUACCCCUACACCAGGCUCCUCUUGCGGGGAAGGAGGGCGUGGCGGUUGUCUCGGGAAACCUCAGUGACUCCUCCAGUGGAGACUCAGCUGGCGGGACCCGCCGGAGACACGGGCAGUCUCCAACUCGUGUGCGUUUUGAAGAUGAAUCAGAGAAGGAUGCAGAGGUGCGCUACCUAGAGAGGCUACGCCAAAGACGCAGGGCUGGAGAAAGAGCGCAGGGCUUGUUGGUAUCAAAACCCACCUUGUCUUCUUACAUCAAUGGAAAGGCAGAGACUGGACAUGGGUCACAUGAGUCAAUAUUUUGGAAGACAAAAGCCAAGAAGAGUUUGUUAAAUGGCAAAAGUCCUGAGGCACUAAACAGGUCAUGCAACUCUUGUGGCAUCUUUUUAAAUGAACCUCAAGGACCUAGCUUGAACUCAAAUACUCUGUCCUUACCUAAUGGGGAAGUUGAAGGGAAGAAGAUACCAUGUUGGGUUGCUCCCACCCUUCCCAACCGCCUUGUCCGGAUUGAACAGAUUAAGGAAACAUACAUUGGGACAAGUCCCGCUAUUGUGCACAGCGAUGGAACACACUGCAGUCCUUCGGAUAACAGUAAUGGUAGAGGAACAUUUCAGAAGCUAAAGAAGAAGGUUCGAAAAUUUGACAGCAAGCGGGAAUCUUUGUAUGUAAAUGGCCACAGGACUCCAUCACCUCUGGACUGCAACAAACUUGCAACACCCAACGGAACUCAAAUGUAUCUCUUGAAUGGAGUAGCAUUGCCACUCAAUCCCUAUGCCCCAGAUACACUUGGACAGAGAAUCCCGGCCACAUCCAGCAAAGGUCCCGUGGCACCUCCAUUACCCCUCAAAGCAGAGCCACCCAGUUCUCAGCCAGCCCAGCCAACCCCUCCACCUCUACAACCCAAAAAAUCAGCCCUGAAAUCCAGCUCCAAGAAUCGCACUAAUGAUCCGCGGACUGUCACAAUUAUGCCUUCGUCAGAGUACCACAUGGUUCAUCUGGACUCCACAGACGCUGGGGGCACUGUGGACAAUUGUCCUCAGGAGCAGACUCCCCCUGUUUUGGGUUACUGGGAGGACAGAUCUGUAAUGGUCACCCCUGGACCCUUACUCAGGACGAGCCCAGUUCUGUGUGCUCGAAAUUUUCCUGUACAAGGGGAAGAAAGGUCAACAGAUGUGGAACAGCACCAGGUAACAGGACAGCUAGCAUCUGAUGCAACAUCCAGCAGUGCUGAAUCACCCCAGUCUCGUCUCAAUGACGGACACGUCCGAGGGCCAAUCAGACCAGUACAUAACAGGGCAACAAGCCCAAACUUUUCACAAGCGGUAACAGAUGCUGAUCAACGGGAAGGUCGACCCAAGCUCUCCCUGCGGAGGUUUUUCUCUGCCAUGGGGCUGAACAGUGUGGGGUUGCUGGGAAAGGGUCGAUCCAGCAGCAUGGAUCAGCUUAGCCUGCACCCCAAACCCAACUCAAACCUAAACCAAAACUCCAGGCCUACGUCGCCUUCGCCCUCCCCCAGCCCCACACACAGACACCACCACCAGCUGAAGAAAGCCCCGUCACUGCAGACGAUACGACUGGGGUCUCCAUUUCUCCAGCUGAGGAGAUCUUCCUCUGCUCAAAACCUCCAAAUCCCUAGGAAAAAAACGGAUCGCUCUUCUGCAUACACUCCAGGAGAACAACCUUGUAGUCCUGUAUUAACCAGGGAUCUUCAGCGUGCCUUGAGUGUGGAGGAUGUGGGACGUCCCAGUGCGGUUCGGCCGGUGGGACGUGUGGCUCAGGCUUUCCCUGAUGGCACCAUCCUGCUGGAGCUCUCCAGACCCCCGAACGGACCCUUCGGCUUUCUCAUUUCAAGAGGAAAAGGCAGGCCAGACUCAGGGGUGUAUGUUGAAGAAAUGGGCGACAGCAAUAUGGAGAAACUGUACGCGGGGCUGCUGGGGGUCGGGGACGAGAUUUUAGAGGUGAACGGCGAGAAGGUGGCGGGACUCAGUCUGGACCUGGUGACCCGUUUAAUGACUCAAAACAGCACCGCUUCCAUCCGUGUGCUACGACACAGACGUCUGCAACGCUAACUGAAGACCAGAUGUUUCACUGCACUCAAUGUAAUCAAAAGAAGGUCAGAUGAGUUUUUGUGAAAGGCAGUAUUACUUUUUACCGCCCUUUAGAGCUGUGUUAUGGGGACAUAUUACACAAAAAAAUCAUGGUUUUAUUUCAUUCAUAUUGUUCUGGUAUUUUUUUUGGACUAACUCAAACACUGAAUCAGUGUUUGGGGUGUGUUUACACCAAGGAUGAUAACUAUAUGAGUUACCGCACUUUUUGCACACUUAAGAUCCUUUAAAAAUGCGAAGUUUGCAUAAAAAUUAUUAUUUUUAAAAAUGUUAUGCUAUUCAUUUAAUUCCAGUCACAUUGAAUGUUUUACAUAACUCCUGACUCCUCAUUUAGAGGAGAUCUGUGAUAUGAAGGAUACAAUUUAUAUUGAUUUACAGCAUUAUUUUUAUUUUUUUGUUUGCGUAAUGAUGCACAACA